CGGCUUGUCUUCUCCUUGUAUGUUGGUCAAUAGAAGUGAGGUUUAGAAGAGUGAACUGACAACUUGCUUCCCUUGUGAGCUAUUUAGAUCCAGUUUGAGAUCCAGAUUCCAGACUUUACUUUUCGUGUACACUAGUAUCCUGCUCCAUGUGAAAGAGUUCCACAUCCUGUCAAACUCCAGAAUCCGGGCUUUGUUCUCCAAUUACCGAAGACACUCGCCAAUGCUCCAGUUCCAUACUUUACAUUCUCUUGUGUGUAGAUCCAUGUGAGAAAGCUCCUGCUCCCAUUGUGAAUCCAGCGCCGAGUUUUGCUCCAAUUGUGAGAACAAUCCAGAUCCUGCUUUCUACUACAUUUCCAGGCUUUACUCCCCUUGUGUCGGGUCCAUGUGAGAAAAAGAAAAAAAAAGUUCCUGCUCCAUUACCCAGUCUCCUGGUUUUAUCAUUACUCGUUUCCGUGUGAAUUUUCCAGGUCCAACUUGUGAUCCAGCUCCGGGAUUUACAUCUUGUUGUGUCCGGGGCCCAAGCUACCCAGCUCCAGUUCCUGCCUGUAAUCCAGCUCCGGGUUCUGAAAUCUAUCACAGUGUGGGGGGCAGCAAGCUCCUGCCGGGUUCCAAUCCCCGGUUUCCUAACUCCAGCCCAGUGUAACAACCGGGGAGCCCGGCUCCCCUCGCAAGCUCCAGUCCCGGGUCUUGUGGCCUCUUUUCCCUCCCCAGUCCCAGACUCCAGCUCCGCGCUUUGCGGCCUGUCUCUCCUCCUCCUCCUUUCUCGGUAAAAUGGCCUCUCCUCCUCCUCUCCACCGCCUCGUGUCCGACUGAGCGGCUCCCCCUCCCCUCCUGACCGAACCCAGCCCGACGACCCCGGGGGGGGAGGCCUCCUCCAUCCCCACCCUCUUCUCCAGCCCUCCAUGGCCGCUCAGGUGGCUCCGGCCUCUGGCCCCAGCCUGGGGGGGACCCCGCCCGCCGCCGGCCCCGAGUUAAAGAAGAGCCCCGGGGACCCACCUCCUCCCCCGCAAACCGAAACACAAGCGGAGGCCCCGGCCAAUACCGACAACGACCCGCCAGAGACAGCUAAUGGAACGCGAUCGGCACCGACCUCCACUUUAUCAGAGUCUGGGGAUUCUCCUGCGGCCUCGACCGCUUCUUCGCACCCGCCUGGUGGAUUCGGCUUCUCGCCUUACCCUCGGGCGUCAGUGUUUCAGCCUGGCCCGGGACUAGACUAUGCGCCUCCCGCCGAGGCCUACAAUUCAUACCCGACUUACCCCAACCGGGCCUACCCACCGGGAUAUCCUCCGCCCCGCCCGGCAGCUUCCUCAGGCAAACCCCCGGCUCCGGCCUAUCCUCCACCCCCUCCCCGGUUCGGGCCCGCGCAGCCGGCAGCAGCCACACCGACCCUCAAUCAGCUACUGACAGCGCCCAGUCCUGGGCGGGGAUACCCGUCCUACCCUGGGGGAGAGUACUCGGAGCAGCACAAGGGACCCGAUGGAUACAGUGCCGGCUGGGCCACGGUGCAGAGGGGAGUCCAUCCGCCUGGAAGUCCUGGAAGCGGCGGACAAGGCCUGCCCAGAACACCGCAGCAGCCCUCCAGCCCGAUGGAUCAGAUGGGAAAGAUGCGUCCUCAGCCCUAUGGCUCCAGUAACCCCUAUGGCCAGCAGCAGGGUGGGCAGCAGUCACACUCCGGGUACCCAGUGCAACCUUACCCCACACAAACGCCACAAAGAUACCCAAUGGGCAUACAGGGCAGACCACAGGGAGGGAUGAGCAUGCAGUAUGGGCAGCAGAUGGCUCCAUAUACUCAGCAGGGAGCUGGACCAUAUCCCCAGCAGAGUCAGUCUCCAUAUUACAAUCAGCAGGGCAUCCACCCUACACAGCAGCAGACCACCCCUCCUCAGACCCCCUACUCACAGCAGCAACAGGCACCUCCCCAGUCCUACUCUCAGCAACAGCCCCCCUCUUCUCAGCAGCCUCCUUCAAGCCAGUCUAAUCAGCCCUCAUUCACCCAACAGCAGCAGUCUCCAUCACCUUCUCCGUAUGCCCAGCAGCAGCAGGCACCCCCUGCCACUUCACAGAGCCAGUCGCCAUAUACUCAGCAAGGUCCUCAAUACCCUGCUUCUCAGCAGCAGGGAUCUUCCUACUCCUCCUCUUCAGGGGCACAGCAAGGUGGGACAUACUCCCAGCAGCAGCGCUUCCCUCCACCACAGGAGCUCUCUCAGGAUUCCUUCACAUCGCAGGCCUCAUCUACUCCUUCUCUGGGCUCCAGUAAAGGACAGGAUGACUUGAGCCUGGGUAUGCAGGCACGGCCCUCAAGUCUGCCGGAUCUCUCAGGCUCAAUUGAUGACCUCCCAAUGGGCACAGAAGGGGCACUAAGCCCAGGAGUCAGCACUUCGGGUAUCUCUAGCAGCCAGGGAGAGCAGAGUAACCCAGCCCAGUCCCCCUUCUCACCUCACACAUCUCCUCACUUACCUGGCAUUAGGGGACCUUCUCCAUCCCCAGUGGGUUCCCCAGCUAGUGUGGCACCUUCCCGCUCUGGACCCCUCUCGCCAACAUCUGUUCCUGGAACCCAAAUGCCCCCACGUCCCCCCAGUGGGCAGUCUGAUGGCAUGAUCCACCCAAACAUGAACCAGGCUGGCCUUGGGCAAGAGAGGGGAUACAUGCAGAGGAAUACACAGAUACCUCAAUACGGAUCCCCACAGCCUGGACCAGCACUUUCACCUCGCCAGUCAUCGGGGACACAGAUGCAUGCUGGGAUGGGGCCUUACCAGCAGAAUUCCAUGGGGAGCUAUGGCCCUCAAGGGGGACAGUAUGGACCCCAAGGUGGGUACCCUCGGCAGCCAAACUACAGUGCCAUGCCUAAUGCCGGCUACUCUGCUGGGAGCAUGCCGCCUCUGGGUGCAGGAGGGCAGAUGCAUACUCAAGGAGGUAUGCCUCAGUAUGGGGGACGUAUAGUACACUCUUCCAUGGGCGCUCGGCCGUAUGGACCCAACAUGGGAAGUAUGCCUCCACAGGUGGGAUCUGGGAUGUGUCCACCUCCUGGCGGCAUGAAUCGCAAAGCACAAGAGGCUGCAGGCAUGCAUGCAACCCCCAAUUCCAUACAGAGCAGGUCUCCUGGAUAUCCCAGUAUGAACCAAGGUGGAAUGAUGGGAUCUGGUCCUCCUUAUGGUCAAGGAAUGAACAGCAUGGCUGCCAUGAUGAAUGCACAGGGACCCCCAUAUAUGGGUGGGAACAUGGCUAACAACUCAGGCAUGACCGGAAGCCCAGAACUUAUGGGACUGCCAGAUGUUAAAUUGACACCUACUCCAAAAAUGAACAACAAGGCUGACGGGACACCAAAAUCAGAGACCAAAUCCAAGAAGUCCAGCUCAUCUACUACUACAAAUGAGAAGAUCACAAAGUUGUACGAGCUUGGGGUAGAACCAGACAGGAAGAUGUGGGUGGAUCGCUACCUGUCCUUUACAGAAGAGAAGGCCAUGGGCAUGACCAACCUGCCAGCUGUAGGCAGGAAGCCCCUUGACCUUUAUCGUCUAUAUGUUUCGGUCAAGGAUAUUGGAGGUCUCACACAGGUAAAUAAGAAUAAAAAGUGGCGAGAACUUGCUACCAAUCUUAAUGUUGGCACAUCCAGUAGUGCCGCCAGCUCUUUGAAAAAGCAGUAUAUCCAGUGCCUGUAUGCCUUUGAGUGUAAAAUUGAGAGGGGGGAAGAUCCACCACCAGAUAUAUUUGCCUCAGCAGAAGCUAAGAAGCAAGCUAAGAUCCAGCCACCUUCACCUGCUGGCUCAGGCUCCAUGCAGGGGCCGCAGACACCUCAGUCUACAAGUAGCUCAAUGGCAGAAGGUGGUGACCUCAAACCGCCAACACCUGCAUCUACUCCACACAACCAGAUGCCCCCUAUGCCAGGCAUGAGAAAUAAUUCCGUGGUCCUCCAGGACACAUAUGAUGGAUCCGACCCUUCCUACCAGAAACGCAAUUCCAUGACCCCUAAUACAGGAUACCAGACUGACAUGAUAAGCAGGAUGCCUUAUGAGUCAGGAAAAGAUCCCUACAGUAAUAUGAGGAAAGGUGAUCCUUUCAUGCCUUCAGGGCAGGGUCCUAGUGGGGGAAUGGGAGACCCCUACAGCCGGUCAGCUGGUCCUGGUAUGGGAAACAUGGCUCAACGUCAGCAUUACCCCUAUAGCGGUUAUGAAAGAGUGAGAGAUCCUGGAUUGGGCCCUGAAGGCACAAUUGGAAGUGGUGGCACUCAGUCAAAUAUGAUGCCUUCAAAUGCAGAAAGUGGCAUGUAUUCCCCAGGACGCUAUCCUCAACAGAGGCAUGAUUCCUAUGGUAACCAGUAUUCUGCACAAAGCACAGCUGCAGGCAGCCCCUAUCCCGGCCAACAGAACCCCAUGUACCAGCAGCCGAAUUACAAGCGUCCUAUGGAUGGCACUUAUGGACCUUCUUCAAAGCGUCAUGAGGGGGAUAUGUACAGUGCUCCCUACAGUGGAGCACAAGGUACUCAGGGGCAGCAACAGCCUCCACCUACUCCACAGGCACAGCAACCUCCUGGGUCUGUAGCACCCCCUGCCCCUGUACCACCUCAAACAACUCCCAGCACCCAGCAAACACAAGAUCCCUAUGGUCAGUAUGGAGGCAGCUACCCACAGAGUGGGGAUCGCCGACCAGCACCUUCUGGGCAAAACCAAUUCCCAUUCCAGUUUGGGCGUGAAAGGAUGUCAAAUACCCCCAGUGGUAACUCACAGCCAUCACUGCCCCCAAAUGUUAUGAGUGGCUCUGGAGAAGGACCUCAGCAGGGAGCCUUGUGGCAAGGAAGAGGUGAAAUGGGUUAUAAUUAUCAAGGCCGGCCAGGGCCACCUUCAGGAAAUGCUCAAGGACCUGGCUAUCAUUCUGGACCUCCACGUGGAGAGGAAAUGUUGCAUUCAGAUCAGCGACUGAGCCACGAGGGCCAGUGGCAACCUCAUGUAAACCGACAACAACCUCCUUUUGUGCCGACCCCUGGUCCCCCUUUGGCUCGAGCCCCUCCCCAGCCUGGAUAUCAGGCCUCUCCUAGCAUGUCCAACCAUUUGCCUCAGGUAGCUAGUCCGGCAACCACCCGGCCUCUGGAAGCCCAUACGUCACCCAGCAAGUCGCCUUUCCUGAAGAUGCAGAAGGCUGGACCUCCUGUGCCUGCAUCACACAUUGUACCAACCCCAUCCCAGCCACCACUCAUUCGCAGGGAUAUCACCUUCCCUCCUGGUUCAGUGGAGGCAACACAACCCAUACUAAAGCCAAGGAGGAGGCUGACUUCUAAGGAGAUUGGAACCCCAGAAGCAUGGCGAGUUAUGAUGUCCCUUAAAUCUGGCCUCCUAGCUGAAAGCACUUGGGCACUAGACACCAUUAACAUUCUUCUGUAUGAUGAUAACAGCAUCAUGACUUUUAACCUCAGCCAGCUUCCUGGAUUGUUGGAACUGUUAGUGGAGUACUUCCGCCGCUGCCUGAUAGAGAUCUUUGGAAUCCUACGUGAAUAUGAGGUUGGAGAACCUGCUCAAAAGAACCUGCUUCGGCCAUCCUACAGGGACACUCCCAGCCCUUUUUCAGAAGAUGAAACUCAUGAAGGAGAGGAUUGCCAACUUCAUAAAGAACUGUGCAGUGAAGAGGAAGAUGAAGGAGAGGAGGAGCGGAAAGCCUUUUCUGCGCCAUGUGAUACAGGAGAGGAAUGCCAACGGCAGGCAAGCAAGUUUGAUAAACUGCCAGUAAAAGUUGUUCCACGGGAAGAUGCCUUUGUAUUGGACUGCUCACAUCAGCUGGGACGUCGGCAAGAAUUUGACAGCGGCCUGCUACACUGGAGGAUAGGAGGAGGAGACACCACUGAGCACAUUCAAACUCAUUUUGAAAGACGCCCUGAUCCUCCUAUCCGUAGACGCCCAACAACCAAACGCCGCUCUCGAGAGCCUCAUGCCCCAGCAGCAGAGGACACUGCUCCCACUAUUGAUGAUGUCCUUUGCUGUCGGCCUAAUUCUCUACCACAUGAAGGGAAUGAGGUUCUUGAAGAGGAAUCUGAAUUCCAUUUGGGAGGUAGUUCUCCUCCAAGAAACCGGCGUGGUGUAAAGAUCCUAGAGGAUGAACCACGCAGCAAAGAUGAGACCCCGUUGUGCACACUGGAGGAGUGGCAGGACGCUCUUUCACGACGCUGUGUGUGCAUCUCCAAUAUCUUGCGUAGUCUGUCCUUUGUGCCAGGCAAUGAUCUGGAGAUGUCCAAACACCCGGGACUACUACUUUUGCUAGGAAAACUUGUGCUCCUACAUCAUAAACACCCUGAACGUAAGCAAGCACCUCUCACAUAUGAAAAAGAGGAGGAACGGGACCAGGGUGUAAGCUGCAACAAGGCUGAGUGGUGGUGGGACUGCUUGGAAAUGCUGCGGGAAAACGCACUAGUCACUCUUGCCAACAUCUCUGGGCAGUUAGACCUAUCCCCAUAUCCUGAGAGUAUCUGUCUGCCUAUCUUAGAUGGCCUCCUUCACUGGGCAGUCUGUCCGUCAGCUGAGGCCCAAGACCCCUUUUUGACACUGGGCCCCAAUGCAGUGUUGUCCCCCCAGAGACUUGUACUGGAAGCCCUGAGUAAAUUGAGUAUCCAGGACAGCAAUGUGGACCUUAUAUUAGCGACACCACCCUUUAGUCGUCUUGAGAAGCUGUAUGGGACUUUGGUGAGGUUUCUAAGUGACCGCAAAAAUCAUGUGUGCAGAGAAAUGGCAGUGGUGCUUCUGGCCAACCUUGCACAAGGGGAUACCCUUGCAGCUAGGUCCAUAGCCCUACAGAAGGGAAGCAUUGGAAACCUUCUGGGUUUCUUGGAGGACAGUCUGGCGGCUACCCAGUUCCAACAAAGUCAAGCCGCUCACUUACAUGGCCCUUCUGCCUCCUUUGAGCCUACCAGCACAGACAUGAUGCGACGGGCAUCUCGUGCCCUUCUUGCAUUGGCCAAGGUGGAGGAAAAUCACACUGAAUUUACUCUGUUCGAGUCCCGCCUUCUGGACAUCUCUGUAUCGCCUCUCAUGAACUGCUCUGUGUCACAGGUAAUCUGUGAUGUCCUCUUCUUGAUUGGUCAGUCAUGACGGCUGCAGGGGGACGCUCUCCCAUAAUUUUUUGCGCCUCCCACCACUGUAGAGUGGAAACCUCCCUGACUGUUGGUACCCCACCCCCACUCCCUCCCCUCUUUUUAUUUAUGCAAAAACCAUGUCUCAAUCCACUGUCAGCCCCAGAGAGGAGACUUGGCCACCAUAAUGGACAUUCCCUGCCCUUAUUCCUCUCUGUGUUUUGGUGUUAACCAAAGCUACUGUAUUUCAGCGAAGAAAAAAAAAUUGAAAAAAAAAAUUGGGGGAAGGGACUCCACUGUACCUACACUCCCCUCCCCCUAUCUCUACUGCCCCCCUUUCCUUUAACGUUUAUGGCAGCGUAGGGGUGGGCUCAAUGUUUUAAGGAGAUACUGACUUCUAAACAUCCGAGGAGGAGAAAUAGACUCCUAAAAUAACUUGCAGGAUUGCCCUCCUUGUUCUCACCUUGCAAUCUUUAGAAUAGAAUUUGUGUGCCCUCAACCUGAAAAGAGAAAGGAUAAAACACCCUGAAAAAACAAGACUUUACCUUUUUAACUGUGCUAUGAAACCCCGCAGAAUCAGAACGGAGCUGGAAAAACCCCACAACCUCAGAGACUCCAGAUGUAGGUUUUUAAAUGGAGAGCGACAAGGAGGCGCUUUUAGUUUUCCGGAGGAGAGAGACACAAGUCGCUUUUCCCCCAAAGUAUCAUGUGAAGCAACACCCUUACCUCUUAAACUUAGAUUGUAAUAAUCGGAGAUCGCCUCUUAUAACUGGUUUUAACCUUUAGCUUGUAGGUUGCAAGCUGCGAUGUCUGUAUAUAUAUGAUGAUGUACAUUGAAGACACUUCUUGUAUCCCCUAACCUUCCUGCUCCCGCACACCUCCACAUGGGCUCUUCCCUAUACAUCUGCAGCAAGUGGGGGAACACGGUUACUCUAUUAAACCCCCCUCAAUUUCUUGCUGUCCUCCAUAGGGACGGUGUAUGGUGGAUGGCUUGUUUCACUGAACAGCGGUUUCCUCCACACACACACACCCUGUUCCACCCCCUCACCGUUUGUAUAUCCAGCAAUUCUAUCAACUUUAAAAAAAAAAAAAAAUUCUUUUCCAAUCAAGGUGUGAGUUUUCUUUCUUCCUUUUUUCUUAGUUUCAGUUCCCUAAAACCAAUUGAGAAUUCUUUUCCAGCGAUUUCUGCAUAUUUGUAGCUCCGAAAAAUGUAAAUUUCAGCAGCCUAUUCCUUUUGUUUUAUUUUAUUUUUUGCUUAUUGAAUAUAUCAUUUAUUCAGUAUGAAAUCUUUAUACUCUAUGUUCCCGUGUUACGAAUAAAUGUACAUUAAAUCUUGUUAA
Bombina bombina (fire-bellied toad) is the source of this 8391-nucleotide messenger RNA. It is a transcript of the gene ARID1A, whose product is annotated as AT-rich interaction domain 1A. Bases 903 to 7070 code for a protein of 2055 amino acids. Gene Ontology annotation, cellular component: brahma complex; nucleoplasm; SWI/SNF complex. NCBI's taxonomy places the organism in Eukaryota, Metazoa, Chordata, Amphibia, Anura, Bombinatoridae. Gene Ontology annotation, molecular function: nucleosome binding; DNA binding. The transcript has 20 exons. Gene Ontology annotation, biological process: positive regulation of DNA-templated transcription; chromatin remodeling; regulation of transcription by RNA polymerase II. The record is from RefSeq and is a predicted model, not a curated record.